GUGAUGACGACUGGCUUUGACAUCUGAUUGGCUGUCUGGGAAAAUGAAAAGUCCUUGCGGUCCGGGGCGGAGACCCAGGAGAAGAUGGGGCGGGACCCCGUGUGGGAGGAGGCGGAGCCUGUGGGCUUUGGGCGCGAGCUGUUGAAAGGCAGUUGGUGUGUGGGUUCGGUUGCUUGGUCUGUCCCGCAUCCCCCGGCCCAGCCCCAUGGCUGACCCUGAGGAGUUUCGGGCUUCGCCGCCGCCGCCGCCUCCCUCGUCUCCGUCUUCGGGCGCCUCUUCGUCGUCCCUCAGCAUGCCAGUGAGUUUGGGCUGGCGGAGUCCGAGCCGAAGCCACCACCCAACCGUGGACCCCCUGGAGCAAGUGGAGCUGCAGAUCGGAGACGCAGCAUUUUCAUUAACUAAACUUCUUGAAGCCACAUCUGCGGUAUCAGCUCAGGUGGAAGAGCUGGCCCUGAAAUGCACCGAAAAUGCACGGUUCCUUAAAACGUGGCGGGACCUCCUGAAAGAAGGCUAUGAUUCCUUGAAACCCGACAACUGACUUGCAGAUGUGGUCAGUUAAUGACUCACACUUAAGAUAUUUGCACAUGGGCCGCAUUUAUGGGGCUGCCUGUCUCCAGACAUUUAUACUGAGAAUGAAUUUUUCUUAGUAUUCUUGACUUUUGAGAAAGCAGAAUACUGAAGGGUUUUUUUGUUUGUUUGUUUGUUUAAUUGCUCUGUUACCACAGUGUUUACCUUGAAUACUUUCUGCCCUCUAAACUUUUGUAGACUCCUUUAUGAAAGCUAAUUCCAUCAGUCAAUAAUUGAUUAUAGCAACCAGAUCAUUAUUCGUUUUUCAAGAAGAUGCCAGAAGUGCUGAGUUUGGAUUUGAGCUUGGUUCAUCCCCUAAGGCCCUUGAUGGAGACUUCAGGUGGUGGGUCCAACUCCACAGGACACCUUCUCUGAAAUCAGUGAUGGCGCUCUAUUUACUUCUUAGCUCAGUACCCGAAGCCAUAUCACACAAGGCUCAGUGCCCGUGGAUAAGACUUGACGAGUGUAAUUAGAAGCUACGUUUGCUUCCUGUUUUCUAGGAUGAAGACUAAUUGUUUCUCUAAGAAAACUGUAUGAAUCUAAACUUCAUUGACUUGAAGGAAAAAUAUUCAAUUUCUAUGUGAAUUUGGUUUUUCUUCUGUCUUGAGAAAGUCUCGCUGUGAACCCCACGUUUCCGUCUUAGCCUUUUGGAUGGCAGGACUGACUGCUGGUGUGCAACACCAUACCCAGUACAGGGUUUUGAAUUUUGAUGAUGACUUUUAAAAAAUAUUUUUCCUGUUCUGUGAUCCCAUUUCUAAAAAGCUUUUACUUCAUAGAAUGAAAACUUGUA
Messenger RNA from Peromyscus leucopus (white-footed mouse), 1357 nucleotides. It is a transcript of the gene C6H4orf46, whose product is annotated as chromosome 6 C4orf46 homolog. The coding region runs from base 206 to 538 and encodes 110 amino acids. Lineage: Eukaryota; Metazoa; Chordata; Mammalia; Rodentia; Cricetidae. The transcript is spliced from 2 exons. The record is from RefSeq and is a predicted model, not a curated record.